This is a messenger RNA of Oryzias melastigma (Indian medaka), 945 nucleotides long. It is a transcript of the gene smpx, whose product is annotated as small muscle protein X-linked. The record is from RefSeq and is a predicted model, not a curated record. Gene Ontology annotation, cellular component: costamere; muscle tendon junction; M band. Bases 211 to 483 code for a protein of 90 amino acids. NCBI's taxonomy places the organism in Eukaryota, Metazoa, Chordata, Actinopteri, Beloniformes, Adrianichthyidae. The transcript has 5 exons.
UAGUGUUUAUGGGUGUUUUGGUGGGUCUCUGCGUGGACAGAGCAGCCCCUCGGCGGAUCACUCUUCUAUUUAUAGGGAGAACAAAUCCCAGAUAUGAGAGGAAUCCUUCUGACGCUUCUGAGGCAGAGAGCAGAGAAACGUGAAUGAAGGUGUAGAGCUGCUGUGAUAGAGCUGGGACGCCGGUCGGUCAGCGGACUCACCUGGAGGAUUAUGUCCAAACCCUCGACCAACGUGAAGGCCCUGCAGGCUAAUCUGAACAUCCCGAUGGGGGCGCUGCGUCCAGGGGCGGGGCUUCCUGUGAAACGGAGAGAAGAGACGGCCCACAUGGAGGAGGUUCCUCCAGAGCCGAGCUGCUGCCCACCAGUCCAGACGCCAGAGGAGAAGAAGGCGUUACCAGGAGCGGCGAAGCUGCCUGGACCUGCAGUUAACCUGUCAGAGCUGCAAAACGUGAAGAGCGAACUGCGAUGGGUCACCAAGGACUGACAGGAUUCUCCUGCAGGUUGUUGGAGACGGACGUGAUCUCUGCAGGACUACCCUCUGGAAAACCAGAACCAGACCUCAGUUUGCUGCAUCCCCUCCAACCUCUUCCUUUCCCCGGUUUAUCCUUCAUCACAGCUGAUGCCUCCCUUCAGCUAUCGCUAAAGCCCUUCUGGAGACACGUCUGCUGCAGAAACGGCGUUCCUGUGACUCUGAGGAGCCGUUUGGACGUUUUCAUGGACCGCUUCUAGAAGAUUCUCAGAACGCUGUUCAUGGAUCCUGUUUGAUGAAAGCAGGCGCUUUUGUGUUUCUUUGGAUUUCCACAGAAAUAUAAAGUUAUUUUGUGUUUUCAUUUGACUUCUUUGUGCUAAAAACAUCUGGAAUAAGUUCCUGUAAAUGUUGAUCCUGCAUGACGAGAAAAACUGCUUAUUUAGAGAAUAAAAUCCCUUCUGUGCUCUGGUCUUUAAA